This is a messenger RNA of Acanthosepion pharaonis, 645 nucleotides long. NCBI's taxonomy places the organism in Eukaryota, Metazoa, Mollusca, Cephalopoda, Sepiida, Sepiidae. The record is from the annotation of a GenBank genome assembly.
AUGGAAGGAUCUGUAUCUAUCCACAGACAUACAGCAGCACCGUUCCACGAAUAUUUACUUCAGGGAAGCGUUGUUGACAAUUCAUGUGAUGUUCUUUUAAAUCGACUUCGUGGUUUGUGUGACAAUGCCGAAAACGAUUAUGAAAGUUUUCAUGAUCACGAAUUAGUUUUUGCUUUACGUUCUUCAACGGCCCAGAACAAUCACAAUCAGCAAGUGUACUUUAGAGUCAGACAUAGUCUGAAGGCACCAAAUGCACCUUGGCAUCUCCGUUAUGUUGGCCAAGCUGAGGUGGGAGAUAAAACACGUCACACACUUGUCAGAACAUAUGUCGAUGUCAGUACAUCAGACAAUGUUGUUACUUUUCUAAACGAAAUGGGAUUCAGGUUGGACUAUGAAUAUGUGAUCAAGGGCUAUUUUUUCCACAAGGGAAGAAUGAAAGUGACUGUAUCAAAGAUCUUCAGAAUGUUGCAGCCAAACAAUGUAGAGAACUUGGAACCACUGUCUUUGUCUUAUUUAGUAGAGCUGACUGUGGUUGCUCCUGCUGGGCAGGAACUAAUUCAAGAUGACAUGAAAAAUUUUGCUGAACAGUUGAAACCGUUGGUACAACUGGAAAAAAUUGACCAUCGCCGAAUUACCAUGAUGUGA